This is a messenger RNA of Clunio marinus, 387 nucleotides long. NCBI's taxonomy places the organism in Eukaryota, Metazoa, Arthropoda, Insecta, Diptera, Chironomidae. The record is from the annotation of a GenBank genome assembly.
AUGAUACAAAAAAGUAAACAAGAUAUUACUUUUUUAUCAACAAUUGUCAGAAGGAAGACUCCACAAAAAGCAUCAUGUGAGUUCCAGCCAUCAAGUGGAAAAAUUAAGAGAUUGAUCGAAGUGUACAUGAAUAUUGCAAUAAUUGUGCAAGUAAUCGCAUUAAAUGUGAUGGAAAGCAAUUUAGUCUUACGCAGCAUCGUUCUAGCAUUUCGCGAGGUCGCUGAACUUUCCUUCCUUCUACGGGAAAAAAAUGAGAAAAUUGUGACGAAGAAACGUUGUGUAGGAAUGUGUCACAUUUGGCAAAUGAAAAAUACUAUGGAAGUUAUAAUGAAGCUUUCUAGCUCGAAAUUGACUUCUAAAGUUUUGCAAAAUCAAAUAUAUCAAUGA